This is a messenger RNA of Anolis carolinensis (green anole), 14340 nucleotides long. RefSeq lists its product as uncharacterized. Gene Ontology annotation, molecular function: group III metabotropic glutamate receptor activity. Gene Ontology annotation, cellular component: plasma membrane. Lineage: Eukaryota; Metazoa; Chordata; Lepidosauria; Squamata; Anolidae. Bases 74 to 1273 code for a protein of 399 amino acids. The record is from RefSeq and is a predicted model, not a curated record. The transcript has a single exon. Gene Ontology annotation, biological process: regulation of synaptic transmission, glutamatergic; G protein-coupled glutamate receptor signaling pathway.
AUGAGGAGAAAGCAGUGAAACAAUAGCCAAAACCUGGGGAGAACAAGAGAAGAGCGGGGCAGCUUGUCAGGGGAUGCUAGGUAUACAUGGUGCUGUCCAUGGUGCUGAUCUGCUGCGGCGACGUCGUGCCCGUGGUGCUGUCCGUGGUGCUGAUCCUAGAGGCGCUUCCCUCCCGACGCUCCUUUUUGCCUUCUUGUCCUCCGGCGGCAAGACGGACGGGGGGGCGGUUACUUCACUGCGUAAGGACGUCGCGCAAGGAGAGAGAAAGGGGGAGGAAAUGAGGAAGGGAGAAGGCAAGCUGGAAGAGGAGGAGGAGGAGGGCAGAAGGAGAGGCAGGCCGAGAGCGAGAGAGCGAGAGAGCGAGAGGGAGGGAGCGCGCGAGAGAGGCGGAGAGGAGCCGGGCGAGCAUUUAAAGCGACAGCCCAGCCUCUGUCCACGCAGUGCUGAGCGCGGCGUGGAGGGGAGCGAGCGCUCCGACGGCAGGGCUCCGAGAGCGGCUGGGUCUCCCUCCUCUUCCUCCUCCCUCCCUCCCUCCCUCGGGGGAAACCUCCUUGGAGACCCUUCCUGGCAGCCCUCCCUGGGACCGGCCAUGCUCGGCGGGGGGCUGUGGGCGCUGCUGGGGGCGCUGCUGUGGGCUGGGGGCCCUUGCGCCCGGGGCCAGGAGACCUACGCGCCCCACUCCAUCCGCCUGGAGGGCGACAUCACGCUGGGCGGCCUCUUCCCGGUCCACGCCAAGGGGCUGGGCGGGGCGGGGGCGGCGGGGGCGGCGGGGGAGGGGGGCGGCCCGUGCGGGGACAUCAAGCGCGAGGCCGGCAUCCACCGCCUCGAGGCCAUGCUCUACGCGCUGGACCAGAUCAACAGCGACCCGGAGCUGCUUCCCAACGUGACGCUGGGCGCGCGCAUCCUGGACACCUGCUCGCGGGACACCUACGCGCUGGAGCAGUCGCUCACCUUCGUCCAGGCCCUCAUCCAGAAGGACACCUCCGACGUGCGCUGCACCAACGGCGAGCCGCCCGUCUUCGUCCGGCCCGAGAAGGUGCUCGGCGUGGUCGGCGCCGCCGGGAGCUCCGUCUCCAUCAUGGUCGCCAACAUCCUUCGCCUCUUCCAGGUAGGAGACGCCCCGCCCGCCGCCCGGGCUUUGGCUGUUGGAACAGUUUUCCAAAGUGAUCUAGGGGGUUAUAACUGGUUGUGUCAUGUCACUAUAGUUUUAGAUUUGUAUGUUGUGAGUUUUAAAUGGUACCGUUUUUACUUUGCCUCUCAAAGUAAAGAUUGAAUAGGAAUAUUACUACUGGGUUGUUGUGAGUUUUCCGGGCGGUAUGACCAUUUUCCAGAUGCAUUCUCUCCUGACGUUUUGCCCACAUUUAUGGUAGGCAUCCUCAGAAAUGCGAGGUCUGUUGGAAACUAGGAAAGUUGGGUUUAUAUAUCUGUGGAAAAUCCAGUUUGGAAGAAAAAGAACUCUUGUCUGCUUGAGGCAAUUGUAAAUGUUACAAUGGGCCACCUUGAUUAGCCUUGCACACUCAAAGCCUGGCUGAUUCCUGCCAGAGGGAAUCCUUUUUGGGAGAUGUUAGCUGGCCCUGAUUCUUUCCUGUCUGGAAUUCCCCCGUUUUCUGAGUGUUGUCCUUUAUUUCCUGUUCUGAUUUUGGAGUUUUUUUUAAUACUGGUAGCCAGAUUUUGUUCCUUUUCAGGGUUUCCUCCUUUCUGUUAAAAUUGUCCACAUGUUUGUGGAUUUCAAUGGCUUCUCUGUUUAGCCUGACAAGGUAGUUGUGAGAGUGGUCCAGCGUUUCUGUGUUCUCAAAUAAUAUGCUGUGUUCAGGUUGGUUCAUCAAGUGCUCUGCUAUGGCUGACUUCUCUGGUUGGAUUAGUCUGCAGUGCCUUUCAUGUUCCUUGAUUCGUGUUUGGGCAGUGUUGCGUUUUUACAACCUUACCUAUGUACACUUGUCCACAGCUGCAUGGUAUAUGGUAGACUCCUGCAGAGGUGAGAGGAUCCCUCUUGUUCUUUGCUGAAUAUAGCAUUUAGUGGAUUUUCUUAGUGGGUCUGUAGAUAGUUUGUAGGUUUGUAGCCUGUCAGUAUUGAAAAAACUUCUCAAAUAGGACAGUAGAUAAAGAACAACAGUCUGAAAACUGGGGAAUUCCCGACAUGAAACAAUCAGGACCAGCUAACACCUCCCAACAAAAGACUCCCUCUGGCAGGAAGCAGCCAGGCUUUGAAUCUGCGAUGCCAUUAAAUGCUAAUCAAGAUGAUCAAUUGCAAUGUUCACACUUGCCUCCAACAGACAAGAGUUCUUUCUCCCACCCUGGACUUUACACAGAUAUAUACACUCACCACUCGCCUAAUUUCCAACAGACUUCACAACCUCAGAGGAUGCCUGCCGUGGAUGUAGGCGAUACGUCAGGAUAGAAUGCAUGGCCAUAGAGCCCGGAAAACUCACAGCAACCCAGAGAUUCCGGCCCUGAAAGCCUUCGACCACGCAAUACUACUGUACUACUACUUAUAGUAAUCAUAAUGGCUCGGAGGGACAGCCUUCCAGGGGACGCUUCGAGCAGCAGGUGGUUGUCAGCGCGGAGAGCGCUGGGUUCUCUUGGAGGAGAGGGAAGGAGAGGCUGAGCCUGCGUGGGGCUCUCUGGACGCGUGUCUCUUGGUACAGUCUCUCGGGGGAGGGAGAACGAGACCAUCCAGGCUCAGCGCUCUCUCCACCCCGAGGCUGAUAUUGAGGCAUGUUAUAUAAGCGAGAAGAAGACACACACAUACACACCACGGCCGCUCUUCUGAGGAGAGCGACUCCCAGAUCUAAAGUGAGGCACUCCCAGUUCCGUGUAGUUAUGGUUAUUCCCCUCCCUUCUUGUGGUUCCCUUUCCCUGUAAACUCCCCCCACUUGCCAUUCUUUUGCUCCCCACGCUCCACGCCUGGUUUUGCCCGCAUUUCUGGUCCCAUUUUCGACAAUCGGGGGCGGGAGGGAGGAGCAGAGGGAGACUCAGGGUGAUAAGGAAUGGACUCUGCCUUCGCGGGGGCCUGGGCACGACUCAUGGGGACGCCUCCUGUCUCUCUGAGGCGCAACCGGGAGGAAAGGGUCCGGGCUGCGGUGCAUUCAAGCGGGGCCCUCCUUCUCCGUGACGUCACCGCCUCUUCUCCCUGAAACCCGCCUUUUCCCUUUUCGCUCAGUGCGAAACGAGAGCCCCGGAAUGCGAGCUUGUGCAGACUGAACGAGACUGAAUGGGGUUUGGCUGGUAAAGGGGGCUCUCCGAAAGGAAUUCAUCCGUAGCCUGGGGAAACUUGGGAAAGAGGGAAGCCGGAUCAAGGUCCUGGGCGAGCGCCUUCCACGUCUCUCUCUCUCUCUCGGGAUGGGAUGGGCGGAGGAAACAGGGAGGAGGGGAGAAUCGCACCGCCGCCCCUCUGCCAGGCUGCCCGUGUUGCUGCAAUCCCUUGUUUCGUUUGUGGGGAGAAAGGAAGAAGCUCGGCAUAUGUUACUCCUCCUCCCGCCUUUUCGCCCAAACUAGACCAUCUUCAAAUCGGAAAACAGAAUUUGGCAGCUUCAUGCUCGCAGGUUGCAUUAAACUAGCAAGUCUCUCUUUGGCACUAAGUUGGGCUUUCAGGUUGAAAAGUUCCCAACGCAAACGGGAGCAACAACGGCUUGCUUUAAUAUAUAUUAAUAUUAAUAUUGCUUUAAUAUAUAUAUUAUAUUAAUGUGUACAAUGGGUUACUGUGCGUUUUCCGGGCUGCAAGGUCAAGAACAAGCCAUGAGAAGACAAAGAUCCACCCAGAUGAAAAGUGUUCUUACCAUACAUCACUGCAUAGGUAGGCUGAUGAAGAAACACAACCUACAAAUUAUCUACAGACCCCACAAGAGGUUGUGAGGUAUGGAGAAACUAAGCAAGGAAGGUUUAUAAAUAUAUCUGUGGAUCGUAGUGAAGGACAAGAGGGAUCCUCUCACCUCUGCAGGAGUCUACCAUAUACCAUGCAGUUAUGAACAAGUCUACAUAGGGACCUCCAAACAUUGCGCCUAAACAGGAAUCAAGGAACAUGAAAGGCACUGCAGACUCAACCAGGGAAGUCAGCCAUAGCAGAGCACUUGAUGAACCAAUCUGGACACAGGAUAUUAUUUGAGAACACAGAAAUGCUGGACCACUCUACACAGACUACACAGAGAAGCCACUGAAAUCCACAAGCAUGUGGACAAUUUCAACAGAAAGGAGGAAACCAUGAAAAGCAACAAAAUCUGGCUACCAGUAUUAAAAAAAACCUCUAAAAUCAGAACAGUAAAUAAGGACCAACACUAUGAAAACGGGGGAAUUCCAGACAUGAAUCAAUCAGGGACAGGGCCAGCUCAACAAAGGAUUCCCCCAGGCACUAAGCAGCCAGACCUCAAAGCUGAAAGGCUAUUCAAUGCAAAUCAAGGUGACCAAUUGCAAUAUUCACACUGGCCUCCAUCUGACAAGAGUUCUUUCUCCAACCCUGGACCUUCCACAGAUAUAUAAACCUCCCCUGCUUAGUUUCCAAUAUACCUCACAAUCUCUGAGGAUGCCUGCCAUAGAUAUGGGUGAAACAUCAGGAGAUAAUGCUUCUGAAACAUGGCCAUCCAGCCCGGAAAACUCAGUGAUUUUGGUCAUGAAAGCAUUCGACAACACAUUUGUACAAUGAUUUCAUAGAGCUGGAAGAGACAGCAAAGCCCAAUCCCCUGGCAUGCAGGAAUACACAAUCAAAACACUCCUGAAGGAUGGUCAUCCAACCUCUGUUUAAAAGAGGAGGAUGUGCCACGUCACACAGAGGCCCCCAGUGUUGCUCUUCCCGUCAGGAAAUUCUUUAUCAUAUUUAGGUGGAAUCUUGUUUCCUGCAGUAUGUAUCCAUUGCUUCAUGUUCUAAUCUCUAGAACAGCAGCAAACAAGAUUGCUCCAUCCUUUCAAAUGUUUAAACAUGGCCAUCAUGUUUAGCCUUCUUUUCUUCAAGCUAAACAUACCCAACUCCCUAAGGUAUUCCUCAUAAGAUUGGGCUUCUAAACCUUUGAUUGUCUGGGUCACUUUUUAUUGGACACCUUCCAACAUAUCAAUAUAUUUCUUGAACUGUAGGGCUCAAAUUUGGGCAUAGGAUUCCAAGUGAAAUUUGACUAAAGUGGAAUCAAAUGGGACUAUGAAUGCCAUCAUUUAGACACUAUGCUACUGUUGAUGCAGCCUAGAACUGCAUUAGUUUUAAAGAUGAUACAUCAAACUGUUGACUCAUGUUCAGCAUGUGAUCUGCUAGGUUUUACAGAGUCUUUUCAUAUGUAGUUGUUUCAAGCCAGUUGCCACCCAUCCUGUACCUGUGCAUUUCAUAUUUUUCUACCCAAGUGAGGUAUCAUGCAAUUCUUUUUGUUGAAAUUAAUUGUUAGUUUGAGCCCAGCUCUCAUACCUGUUGAAGUCAUUUUGAAUUCUGAUCCUGUGUUUUGGGAUAUAAAUCUGAUAACUAUGUCACCUUGAGUCCCCAUGGGACUCAAGGCAGGGCAUAAAUAAAAAUAAUGAAUUAAUUAAUCAAUAUUCCAUUGUCCAAUUCAUUGAUCCAGAAACUGAAUAGCAGUGGACCUAUGGGAGAACCUAUGGCACUUCACUAGUCACUUCUCUUUAGAAUAAAGAGGAGCUAUUGGUGAGCACCCUUUGGGUUUGAUCAGUUAAUUAAUUUCAAAUCCAUUUAACAAUAGCAUUGUCUAGCCCACAGUGUACUAGCUUGUUUGCAAGAAUCUUGGUGUAUAUUGUUAAAUUCCUAACUUGAAAUCAGAAGUAUUCCCUUUCAUCUACCAAGUUUGCAACUCUAUCAAAGGAGAGAGGGGGGGGGGGAAUAAAAUUAAUCUGACUUGUUUUUGAGAAACCCCUGUUGAUUCGCCUCUAUCAUGACAUUCUUCUUAUUUUAGUAAUUGUGGCUAUGCGUCCAGAUCCAGUAUUUCCCUAAAUAAACUGAAAUCAGCUUUCUUACAGUCUAAAAUGCAUGUUUAUGAUUAUUUAUUUAUGACUGUUGUCUAACAAACUCAACAAGAAUAUGGUCAGUCCCACCUAAAGUUCUCACCACUUCCAUACCAUUAACCAGGUUAUCACUCUUGUUUCCUCUUCCACUUUCUGGACAAUAAAAUUUCUUGCAAAGGAUGCAUUUAAGUCAUAUAUCUCUUCACAGGUGUAAACAUCUUUGACAUAUAAUGUUACUACUAGUACUUUCAUUUUUUUUCUGUUUCUCUGAAAUAGAAUUGUUUUCACAUUCCAAGAAUGAGGCUCAUCCCACAAGGUUUCAGUAUUGCAUAGUACAGUAGAGUCUCACUUAUCCAACAUAAACGGGCUGGCAGAAUGUUGGAUAAGUGAAAAUGUUGGAUAAUAAGGAGGGGUUAAAGAAAAGGCUAUUAAACAUCAAAUUAUGUUACGAUUUUUCAAAUUAAGCAUGAAAACAUCAUGUUUUACAACAAAUUGACAGAAAACGCAGUUAAAUACACGGUAAUGUUAUGUAGUAAUUACUGCAUUUAUGAAUUUAGCACCAAAACAUUGCAAUGUAUUGAAAACAUUGACUACAAAAACAUUGACUACUAAAAGGCAGGCUGCAUUGGAUAAUACAGAAUGUUGGAUGAAUGAAGGUUGGAUAAGCGAGACUCUACUUAUAUCAUUUCUGCUUUUCUGUGUUAAGAGUUCAAGUUCACCUUGUUUAUUUCUGGUGCUCUGUACUUCAGUGUAGAGACACCAAAGCUGCAUUUUAAAAUAUUUCUCCCCUAUCCUUGGAUUCUUCCAAUUUUUACUUCAGUACAUUAAAAUCUCAUGGUGAAGGUAAUAGUCAAAUGGGAGCAAAUCCUUAUUUAAUAAAAUGCAGUAGCCUCUGCAUCUAGUAAAAACCCUAGGGAUUUAGUGGAUCCCAAAGAAAACCAAGAAGUUGUGUUGUGUCCUGUUUUAAAGAGUUUGUUUAGUGUGAUGGUUUCAGUGGAAGCUCUUUUUGUUUUUUCCUGUUUCUAUAUAAAGGGUGAUUUAUAACUUUUGAACCUUGAGAUAGUGUCAAACAGGGCAGCAGAAGAAAUACUAUCAGAAGCUGGAAAGAAAAGAGGAAAGACAGGAAGGAGGGAACACAUGCUGUUUGGGGGCGGUGGGCAGAGAGAAAGAGAAAGUUAAUUGGAGAGCCCUGGCCCCGCUUUGUAUCCUUGGGCAUCUCCUCUUAUGCAGAGAGACAGCCUGGAUGAGGCAGGUUUCAGGCCAUUCCAGAGAUGGGGGGACCUGCUCCUGGAUGAUGUGCCAUAUUUGAUGGCCCUCCGUACAUGCAGUGGUAACAUAUUUAUAUGAAAAAUAUAUUGCUGAUAUGCUAGAGAAAAAUAUGUACGUCCAGCAGGUAUUUCAUCAUUUAUUUAUUUUAAUUUCUCAUUUUCAAAGUCUACUGUCCUUCUCAUCAAUGGAAGUAAGCAAAUGGCAGUCUAUGGAUACAUUUCAAUGUACUGUAUGUGAAAUGUUAUAAACUACUGAUGUUUUGUUUCUUCUGUUUAUUUAUUGAUGAAUAUCUUUUGUGUCAUAUUUAAUAUGGGUGUUUUCACUUUCACUUUUAUGUAUUUUGCUUGAUAGUGGUUGUUUAUUUAAUUUAUAUUGUUUAUAUGUCUAUGAUUAUUUUUUUUACUGUCACAUUGUUGUAAGCCACUCCAAGUCCCUUCAGGGAGAGGGGUGGGAUAGAAAUAAAGCUAUUAUUAUUAUUUGAUUGAAAAGUAGACUAUAUGGAAGAAUAUAGAUGUUUUUGACAUAUCUACUGUGCUAUUUUGGAUUCUUUAUAAAAAUUAAACCAUUAAUUUAUUGUUUGUGUACUUGGGUGUUAUGGUCAUGUUACUGGUAAUUAAAUUAUGGUUGACAUCCUUUUAUUUACUUCUAGUUAGAGAAAAAACAUUCAAUCAGUUGUAGAAAUUAUACAUUUAUAGGUGAAUCCCAUUGAUUGAAUGGGUAUUUAUGCCUCUUCCAGCACCUUGAAGGUGAUGACAAUUUGAAUAAUCUUCCCCUCCCUGAUGAUUUUGACAAACUAGCACUUUGGCCCAGGUUUUUCUAGAUUUUAUCCAAGAUUUUAUCUUUUGUCCUUGAAUGUGAUUUUUAUGACUUGUUUUUAUUGUUAUUUGAUCUGUUUUAUUGCUUUGUUUUAUUGUUGUGGACUGGGCUUGGCCCCAUGUAAGCCACCCCGAGUCCCUUCGGGGAGAUGGGAGGGGUAUAAAAAUAAAAUUAUUAUUAUUAUAUUAUUAUAUUGAUUGAAUGAGCUAUUCUAGUUAGGAAAAAACAGGAUAUAGACAUAUGAGCAGACACGUUUGAAACAAAUAUGCUGUGAGGUAUUUUUGUAGCAUGGGGAAAAUGAUUAUCUUUACUGUAGUAAGUCACAUGAUUUCAGGAGCAUGAUGUCAGCAAGGCUCUUGACAUGUUUAUUAUUUAUUUAUUUAUUUAUUUACAGCAUUUAUAUUCCGCCCUUCUCACCCCGAAGGGGACUCAGGGCGGAUCACAUUGCACACAUAAAGGCAAACAUUCAAUGCCAUAACAUAGAACAGAGACAGAGACAAGACGCAGGCACAGGCUGGCCUUGAACUCAUGACCUCUUGGUCAGAGUGAUUUGUUGCAGCUGGCUUGCUUUCCAGCCUGCGCCACAGCCUGUGCUACAUACACAUUUGUUGUAUGUACUUGCUUGUACUGCUUACAUAUUAUGUAGAUUGGGUGAUGGGUGUAAUCAUACUAUAACCAUUCUGGCAUUGGCUUCCAUUUAGGGGGAUGCUGGAGAAUAGUACUUUUCUUUCAUUAGCUAGGAAGUAUUUAUCUAUGACUGGUAGAUUUGUGGCAUUCAGCUGCAAAAGGGAGGCAGUAACUGGUAAAUAGAUCCAAGGCCAUUUUAAUAAGAGAUCUGAUACGAGGAAAUAUCUGGAAUGUUUUGAUUGUAUGAGCUAAUGGGGGCGAGGAGCAACAAUGAUUACAUAAGAGCUGCUCACAUUGUGAUUGACAACUGGAAUGAAAGUCCAUUGAAUAUUUAAGUUGCUUUACCUAUACAUGUAUCAAAUUAUAGAAUAAUAGAGUUAUUAUAGAAUAAUAGACCACAUGGGCCAUCUGGUCCCCUGCCAUGCAGGAAAGCACCCUUGACAGAUGGCCAUCCAUCCUCUGUUUAAGAUCCUCCAAGGGAUUGAACAAUGUCUGUUGUGUGGAGAGAGUGAGAGUCAUUUUGUUAUCUUAAAUAAAGUUUCUACAUUUGGAGAGCUUUGUUUCUGGAACUGGAAAUUACUUCAUGUGGGAAGUGAGGUCAGUUGGGUAUUGUUUGGGUCACUUUGAGGGUUUGGGUGCACAUCAUUGCAAGUUAUGUUGUGACAUACAUCACAUUUCAUUUGCAAAAUAUUUAGUAGGUCCCACAUUUCAUAACAAUUUCAAGAGUAAUCAAUGGCAUCACUCAAUUUCUGGCAGAUUUCUAGUCAUAACAGAAAAGCUAUGGUUCAACCAAAGUUGAUUGAAGGAUUCACUAGUGAACAAGGCAAGCAAAAUAAAACUAUCAUAAAUUCACAGAGGCUAAAUGUAGGAGUGUUCUCUUGUUAAGGAAAAUUACGUGUGGUUUUCAAUGUCAGAACAAAGCAGUGGUGCCAGGAAAUUUCCAGCGUGACAUUCUCAUGAGAAGCUUCAGUGGGACAAAGCUAUUUGGAAAGUUUACUUAUGAAAGAGUAAUCACAAGUACAGAAGCCUUUCUGACCCCAAUGGAAAAGGACUUCUUAGAGCUAUUUCAAGAAUCCACCAAAUACAAAAUUUAGAUCAAGGACAACAUUCUUGAACUUCAAGAAGAGAAUUAUCUGAUAGCUAGAUUCAUCCUUCUCUUGAAAAUGUGAUUACAUACUUAUAUCAGAGGCACUUGUGAAGUAGGAGUUUUCAGCUUUCAAAGAUCUCUUUUCAGACCAUAUGGAAAAUACUUCCUUCCAUUAGGAAAACAAAACCAUACAUUCCUUAGAAGAACAUGUGAAGACAAUGAACUAACCAGUAGAUAAAUCUCUUCAGAGGUUGGAAAUGGUACUUUAUGGAAUUAACAGGAUCCAGAACCAAUCUCCAUGUUAGAAAGAUUUUAGAAGUUUUAGUUUUCCAAAGGCAUACCAUUGGGUGGAAUCAGAUGCGUAUACAAAAGAAAUCUAUGGUCAUAUGAAGAAUUUGGAAGAACUGUACUGAAAAUACUGUACCAAGACUUUUCUAAGUGUGAAAUCUCAUAAACUGAUAUUUGACACAGAAGUGCAAAAAAAGAGAAAGUACACUAGUACAAUCUUAACUGACUGACAGUACAAUUAUGAAUAGUGUAGCACUGAAGCACUUGUCCCUCUUAUAUGGAAAACAAGUGUACCCUUUGUUUAUAUUGUAUUUCUCAUACUUUGAGUGUGUCAGGAAUAGCAGCACAUUGCAACAGGGCAAAGUGUCUGAAUGGCUUCAUUAGCAUGACCAAAAGAAAACUAACACAAUAACAAUUUUUAAUGCUAUUGAAGUCAGUAAGAAUUUUCCUUCAAAAGAACCGGCCACAGUUAACCAGUACUGAUUCCCUGAUGUUGUUGAUUCAUUGGCCUCCUCCACUCUGCCCAAACAAAAAAGGACUUUUGAAGGCAUACUGUGCAAGUUCAGUCUAUAUCUUGGGCCUUAGAGAGGAGGAAAAGGAGCCAUGGUCCUUCGUGACUUUCUUGUAUCAUCUGGUGCUGAAACAACAAGGUGGUUUUAUGAUAUAAGCCACCUUCAAAUCUCUCCUGACCUCGGAUCCACAGCUUCUUUGAGUGUUUCAGACUUUUGACUUAAACAAAAAAUGUAUUUUUGUGAUAAAAUACUUGUGGCUCUUGAGAGAUGUGAAUGCCAACUCUAUAAAGCUAUAAGAGAUCACAGCAAGAGACUUCAAAAGUUCUUCUGUUGACAUUAAAAAGGAAUGCUGAAGGAGACAGAUACUAGAUCUCUAUGAGUGGACAACCCCCCUAUUAAAACAGCUCCACUAGCUGCCGAUAAGUUCCCGGUCCCAAUUAAAGGUGCUGGUUAUCACCUAUAAAGCCUUAAACAGUUUGAGUUCAGUCUAUCUUCAUGAUCACAUCUUCAACUAUGAACCUUCACAAACUGUCAGGGAGGCCCUUCUCGCUCCCACUGCUGUCACAAACAUGGUUGGUGGGGAUGAGAGAGAGGGCCUUCUCAGUGGUGACCCCGGGACUUUGGAACUCCCGAGAUAAAUAAGCUUAGCCCCUACCUUGGCCACUUUCCAGAAAGACCUGAAAACCUGGCUAUUCCAAUAUGACUUUGACUGAUCGGUUACAAUUUGACUUGCCCCUCUACCUCAUCCUUAAUACUGGACCUCUGCACCUUAUUAUCAGCCUCUUGUUCCUUUAGCCUUGAAGUAUAUUGCACAUGCUCUAUUAUGCCUGCCUUCAGCACUGAAUAUGCCCAUUGCGCUCAGCUAUUACUUAUCAACUGUUGAGUUAUGUUUUUAUGAUGUUUUAUGUUUUUAUGUGUUAGCGAUUGCAAUGUAUUUUAUGCUGAGAUAUUUUAUUGCUAUUACUGGGCUUGGUCUCCAUGUAAGCUGCCUCAAGUCCUGAGAUGGGGUGGGAUAUAAGAAUAAAGUUAUAUCAUCAUCAUCAUCACCAUCAUCAUCAUCAUCAUCAUCAUCAUCAUCAUCAUCAUCAUGUCUCCUUAUAGAGAGGAACAAGUAUGAUCAGUUGUGCACCUGUAUAGUGUCUUAAUCAUCCUUCACUGAAAUCUAUCCUACAUAACGUCCAGAAUUCCCAGCAGAAAUGACACAUUCAUUAGAAGCCUACUUACACCCUGCUUCCUCUUUAAGCUGUCUAUCAAAGUGCAGACAGAAGGCUGGGAGAAAGUGGUUGUGUAAUUAAAGAAGUCAUGACACAUAAUAUCGGGAAGUACCUUCAGAGGAAAUUACAGUUAAAACAAAUGGACAUUAGUGACACAAUAGGCAUUAGAGAGGGUAAAUAACAAAAACUAGAAUGUUACAAUAGGACUUCUCUGGGCACUGAGCUGGGCAUGGUACAUUUUAAAGACAAUACACCAGUAUCUCAAGGCUAGUUAAGACUUAGGUAAAAUAUAGAGAUUGCACACCUAUUUCUUUUGAAUAGGUUCAUUUACAUAUAACACUAUGUAACAAGAUUUUUGUUCCUAGGUUAUAAAUGUUAUUUCCUAAUUGAUUCCAUCAUUAAAACAUGAAGAAAGUUUAUUAAACUGCAAAAACUUUGUUUUUGCAGGACAUCAUGCAGCAAAUUUUGUUAUAUAUUUUUCAAUGAAUAUCUCAUCCAGUCUCAACCAAUUGAACAUAGUUUAUGGCAGCCAAAAAAACGAAGGUUCUGGAGUAUAACAACUACUUUCAAAGUAUGUACCACACAAUUAAACAAGAAUAACACUUUCAAACCAGGAACAGAAAAAAUUUCAAAUAUGGUUACAUAGUGUAAUCAUUGACUUACUGCAAAUCCUUUUAUAGUCUAUUUCAUUGUUAUAAUAAAAACAUGGUUCUCUUCAUUCUCUUUAAUUGGAAAACUCAUUCUCUUUGAUUGGAUGGUCAGGCCUCACUGAUUCACAGAAUAUAACCUUGUCGACCAAGUUAUGAAGCCAAAGGCCAGCUUUUGGAAGUCAGACUUCAGGGUCUAAUGUUUCAUCCCAAAUUUACCUUGUGGUAACACUUAUGCCUGAAAGAUACUCAUCAAGAAAGAGAAGCACAAUGUCCCUUAAUUUAUAUUACAGUGAAAGAGUAAGAGGAACUCUUUUUCUUCUCUUCUCUGCAUGAUAAUUUUUCAGUCUAGCUAUUGACAGAAGCAGAGAAACAUCGGAACUCCAUGUGAAUAAAUGGUUGAACAACGUAUUGAAAUAAUGCAGAGCAAAUAUGGAUUGAUCACCAAGUCCACACCUCUCAAUGCAAGGCCCACGGACCAAAUUUGACCUGGCACAUCAUUCUAUGUAACCCACAAGGCUUUCAAUGUGAGGGAAACAUAGUUACAUUUAUACCAUCUAACAAUUACAAACAGCCCUUUGAAGGCAACCAUAAGGCUGAUGUGGUUCUUGAAAAUGACUUUCACUCCCCUGAUGUAGUCCAUCUGUUAGAGUUGUUAGCUGUCAUUGCUAUCCUGUGAAGAUGUUUCCUAUGUAUUUCUCAGUGUUAUGGAAUGGGCUGGGGCAGUGGUUUUGUAUUUUGUGAAGCAAUGACACAUUAAUCAAUAAUAUCCAAGAAAAGGUUGGGUCAAGUUGGUAUUAUUUCUCAGUUUUCAGACUUUCAGAUACAAUCAACUAGCAUCUUAAAUCAGGCUACAUGAGAGAGCCUGACUUCUCAGUUCUGCAACAAUUGGAGACAGGGAAGGUACAAUUUUGGUUUUAUCACUAAUUUGCCAUCUCCAGUGGUAAAAGGAAACCACCUGUGGUCAAAAGAAAUAUUUAUUUGUUUUGCUGAGGCUGCAUAUAAGGGUUUAUUUGUUUUGCUAAGGCUACAUAUAAGGGUUUGGUAGCCACAAUUCUAUGAUUCAUUUCUGUAACUGCUUUUGUUGCUUCUUCUGGUGAAGAAAAUAGAUGGGUGGAAUUUCAAAUCAGAUGAAAUGACAUCGUUAUUUUUUUAAAAAAAUCUAUUAUACAUGACGACUUAUAGGGUCUGUAUACACUUAUUGGGAGGAUUGGUAACUGGACUUGAAGAGAUAUCAUGUCCAUAAUAUGCAUCUUUUAUCCAUUACUAAAUCAUAAAUGGUAUGGGAGAAAAUACAGACUCACUAACCAUUGGGAUUUUUCACUCUAAGAGCAAGCAAUACUACGUGUUGGAGGUAAAGUCAUAGCAAACUUCUUUCUUUUGUUUUUGAUUGUAUAUUAUGGAUGAUGCCUCUUCUUUUAUGUUUGCAAAUCCUAUUCUUUCUCUAUUAAUAAAUAACCCCUCUACUGAAUAGUGCAUCAUGUAGCCCAAUCUUUGAAAUGCCAUAAGUGAGGAGUCCAUACUUGCCUUGGUCCAAAUUUCCUCUAAUUUCUGUAGGGUAGAUGCCUUUUGAAAUCAGGAAUAUUAUUUCAAAUACUGGGGAAUCUUUUUAUGUAACAAGGAUAAAAGUGCCCAAUGAUUCAUCUCUAUAUAGGUAACAAAAAUGGAAAAAAUAGAUAUGAAUAAAACCCUGCUCCCCGUGGUUUUAUUCAUAUGUCUUUCUCACCGAGUUUUAACUUAAGUGUUCAUGUGGCCUACCCUGGUUUUUAUUGCUGUUUUUGAAUUUUGGGUUGUAAUGUAUGUUAUUAUUUAUUGUAUUGUUAAAUUGUGUUAUGAUAUGUUGUUUUAUAAUCUGUUAUAUUGUAUGGUUUUGGGCAUGGCCCCAUGUAAGCCGCCCCGAGUCCCCGUUGGGGAGAUGGUGGCGGGGUAUAAAUAAAGUAUUAUUAUUAUUAUUA